Molecule: messenger RNA, 1107 nt
Organism: Paramisgurnus dabryanus
Lineage: Eukaryota; Metazoa; Chordata; Actinopteri; Cypriniformes; Cobitidae
Gene: uchl1
Product: ubiquitin carboxyl-terminal esterase L1 (ubiquitin thiolesterase)
Biological process (GO): protein deubiquitination; ubiquitin-dependent protein catabolic process
Cellular component (GO): cytoplasm
Molecular function (GO): cysteine-type deubiquitinase activity
Source: RefSeq, a predicted model, not a curated record
ACGGUCGGAUAUAAAUAUAACCUCGUGCGCGCUUUGUCGGGUUCGUGUUUUCUCGGGCGUCGCCGCUAAACUCGAUAACAGAAGAGUGAAACUCGCUGACAUCUGCAAGCAUGGAGUGGAAACCGAUGGAGAUAAACCCGGAGAUGCUGAACAAGGUAUUGAGUAAAUUGGGUGUGGGCUCGAGUUGGCGUUUUGUGGAUGUUUUGGGUCUAGAAGAGGAGUCUUUGUCCGGGGUGCCUUCACCCUGUUGUGCCUUGAUGCUGCUCUUUCCAUUAACGCAACAGCAUGAGGAGUUUCGUUCCAAACAGUCAGUUGUCGACGGUAAAGGCGUAUAUUUUCUGAAACAAACCGUGGUCAACUCCUGUGGAACUGUGGGUUUGAUACAUGCUGUGGCGAACAACCAGGACACUAUUGAUUUUGACAACAACUCUGCACUGAAGAAUUUUCUAGAAGCCACCUCAAAAAUGUCUGCUGCAGAAAGAGCCAAAGAACUUGAGAAAAAUAAGGUCAUCCACGAAACUCAUGAUGGGGUUGCUGAUGAGGGAGAGUGUCGGCCAGAGGCAGACAAAGUCAACUUCCAUUUUAUUACAUUUGUCAAUGUAAAUGGUCAACUUUAUGAGCUGGAUGGCAGAGUGGAUGGACCUGUGAAACACGGAGCUACAAAGCCAGAAAGCUUUGUUUUGGAUGCGGCAAGGGUGUGUCGUGAGUUUAUGGAGCGGGAGAAAGACGAGGUGCGUUUCUCUGCUGUGGCUCUUUGCAAAGCCUGAAAAGGAGCCAGAUCACAAGGCCGAACCGUGAGCAAUUCUGGAAAACCCUUCGAUUUCUCAAUACUUACUAUCCAUAGCACAGAAGGCUUGUGCCGCCUCUUGAUACAUGCUACACAAACUGCCUGCAUGUUUGACUGUGAAUUUCUGUUUAUUGCUCUGACUACAAUUCCUAAGCUGUAUGUAAACAUCAGUGUUAAUGAUUUUGUUAAUGUACUGUACCUCAUUUACAGUACAUUUCUUUCUGUGAAUUUUGGGCUGGGGCAAUAUUGAGCAAAACUGUUUUGUGAGCUCAUUGGCUUGAAUGUGUUAGCGGGUGCAAAAUAAAAAUGAUAAUCCGUUA